Messenger RNA from Trichomonas vaginalis G3, 303 nucleotides. RefSeq lists its product as uncharacterized. The coding region runs from base 1 to 303 and encodes 100 amino acids. The transcript has a single exon. NCBI's taxonomy places the organism in Eukaryota, Parabasalia, Trichomonadida, Trichomonadidae. The record is from RefSeq and is a predicted model, not a curated record.
AUGGCUACUGUUCUUAGGCGUCAAGCCUUGGACCAGUUCAUCUUGCUUUUCCCAGAGGACCAGCGCACGGAAAUGAAUAGGAAAGCGACAAACUUUGAACCAUACUCGCUUUCCUAUGACCCAAACGAACUCAGCAGAGAGUUCGGAAGCCAUGCAUGGCAAUGUACCCUGACAAUCAAAAGAGACAAGAAGAAGGUCAGUGGUCCUUUUCCGAUCGAGCGCAAAGGAAGGGUUGCUAUUGUCCGCGUCAUUGCCAUGGUUGCUCCUCAGCGAGUUACAGAGGGUAAGCAAUGCCCUCUUUAA